AUGACGGAUUCUACGACAAAAACACAAGCGGUGGCAUCGAAGAGGAAAUGGAGCAAUUUAUCAAAAUACGCAUGUCGCAUAUACUUUUUCCUCAUCAUUCUUCAGGUCCCUCUUUUCAGGGUUCCCUGUAGAUCUGGCAUGUGCACAACUCCAUUGCAGGUUACAUCUUCCCAGUUGAUUGCCAGCGAAAUCGUUCCUGUUCCGGUGGUGAAGGGCCUUCUCUAUCCAGGAGCCAUUGUCAAUGGUCUCAUCCGUAAUAUGACUAUUCCAAGUUGGGAAAAUCUGCUGAGCAUCUAUAAUUUAACUGGCAUAAAGGAAGCCUCUGCAGUAACUGACCUACAGCGAUUGGAGGUUCUUGCUGGAAGUUACUUCUCAGUGGCUGGUGCACUAAUUGGCCUCUUAAAACCCGGGAGGAUGAGCAUGUUUGGAACUCUUCUAGUCAUAUGGGGCCUUGUCAAGGAAGGGAUUCUAAAAAAGCCAGCAAGCACAGAUCCAACAAACGCAGUAUUUGUCUACCCAACUAUGUUAAUAGCACUGGUUUGUUCUCUCUUAUCUGUCAAAUAUGAUGUGAAGAAGGCAGUGAGAAGUGCUGCUGCUCGCCCCGUUGCAAAGCCUAUGCUCAGCUCUUCAAAAUCUAAGCUGAAAUGA
Fraxinus pennsylvanica is the source of this 648-nucleotide messenger RNA. Lineage: Eukaryota; Viridiplantae; Streptophyta; Magnoliopsida; Lamiales; Oleaceae. The record is from the annotation of a GenBank genome assembly.